This is a messenger RNA of Paramacrobiotus metropolitanus, 2421 nucleotides long. Its product is annotated as F-box-like/WD repeat-containing protein TBL1XR1. NCBI's taxonomy places the organism in Eukaryota, Metazoa, Tardigrada, Eutardigrada, Parachela, Macrobiotidae. Gene Ontology annotation, molecular function: protein binding; transcription corepressor activity. The transcript has 4 exons. The record is from RefSeq and is a predicted model, not a curated record. Bases 397 to 1971 code for a protein of 524 amino acids. Gene Ontology annotation, biological process: regulation of transcription by RNA polymerase II. Gene Ontology annotation, cellular component: histone deacetylase complex.
GCAUAAAUGACCGACAUAUUCCGAAAGAUCGCUGUGCUUUGCUUUGUGUGCAUUGGCCUGACUUAUGGAUGCGAUUGCUUACUGCAAACUGUUUUACACACGGGAGGAUAUUUUAGAAUUUUGGAAAUCGGAAUUUGAUUUCAAGUAUAGUUUGCACUUUUUUCUAGGGAACUGUAUUUGUGCAUACGGUUGCUGCCUCUUCUGUUCGGUAUUCUCUGCGUAUGGUAUUUCCCGUUUCAGAUAAGAUGAUGCCAUCGAUCUAAAAUCAGCAAUUCAAUUGGGAUUUGCUGGUCUUCUGUGUUUUGGUGGCGCAUCGAGAACCAAAUCCGUAACUAUAGCUGGCGUUCUUUGACUUCGUCAUUGUCUUUUGUUUGGACAUACCUGCUCGUCCAGAAAAUGUCAAUGACAAGCGAAGAGGUUAAUCUUCUGAUCUAUCAGUAUUUGAUCGAAUCUGGAUUUACGCACACAGCUUUUAAUUUUGUGCAUGAGAGCCGCGCGAGCCAAACCAGUAUUAAUACCCAGUAUAUGUCCCCGGGAGCUCUGAUUAAAAUCAUUCAGAAAGGAAUACAGUUUGUUGAAUGCGAAAUCGCGGUGGCGACGAAUACGAAUGCUGCUACCUUUGAAGAGGAUCAGUUAUCGCUGAUAGAAGCCGUAUCUCCCGUGUUGGUUGCCAACCGCCAGAAGCGCUUACAAGAACAGUCCCAAUCAAGACCACAGCAUCCCAACAAUUCGUCCGAGCGUUCUGAGGGCCGUCGUGGCAGUGAGGAGCCUCCCCAUCGAACGCCUAAAGAAGGGCGCACCAUGGUUAUGGGAGAAGAAGCGGGACAGAGUGCAGCCACGGUGGCGGCGACGGAAAAGAGCAAGGAAGAAAUGGAGACAACCAUUUCUCCUACGCGGGCUAAAUUUCUCCGCGGCCAUGAAUCGGAAGUAUUUAUCUGCGCAUGGAAUCCUAAGAUGGAUUUAUUAGCGUCGGGAUCCGGUGACAGUACAGCGCGUAUUUGGGAUUUGGUGAAUCCAAAUGAUCCUGCGAAAAGCGUCACGCUGUGGCACGCUGAGCGGAAACCUAAUGCGCAGCAAAUUGAAACACAGAAAGGUGUUCAUGACGUGACUUCGUUAGACUGGAAUAAGGAAGGCCAGUGUUUAUGUACAGGAUCGUAUGAUGGUUUUGCGAGGAUAUGGACUAACAACGGAGAACUGAAAAGCACAUUAGGUGCCCAUAAGGGGCCCAUAUUUGCUUUAAAAUGGAAUAAAACCGGAUCGCACAUUUUGAGCGCGGGUGUUGAUAAAACCACCAUUAUUUGGAAUGCAGCGGAAGGCAAAAAGGAGCAGCAGUUCGCCUUCCAUAAUGCUCCGGCGCUGGAUGUCGAUUGGAAAGACGAUAAGACGUUCGCAUCGUGUUCUACGGACCAGUGCAUCUAUGUUUGUCGACUCAACAACGACAAGCCACUAAAAGCAUUCCGUGGCCAUGUCAACGAAGUAAACGCUAUUAAAUGGGAUCCUCAGGGUCGCUUAUUGGCAUCUUGCAGCGAUGACCAGACCCUGAAACUGUGGAGUAUGGAUAGUGCUAACGCAAUUCAUGAUCUGCAAGCCCACAGAAAGGAGAUUUAUACUAUUAAGUGGAGUCCAUCCGGACCUGGAACGGAGAAUCCCAACUGCAACGUUAUGCUAGCUAGCGCAUCGUUCGAUACGACUAUUCGCAUCUGGGACGUGGAGCAGGGUAUUUGCAUCCAUACGCUAAGCAGACAUUCCGAUCCUGUUUAUAGCGUUGCAUUCAGUCCCGAUGCGCGCUUGCUGGCUUCGGGAUCUUUCGAUAAGCAUAUUUAUGUUUGGUCGACGCAAACCGGUGCACUGGUUCAGCAGUAUACUAGUACGGGUGGAAUCUUCGAAGUAUGUUGGAAUCAUCGGGGCGACAAGUUGGCUGCCAGUGGAUCGGACGGUUCGGUUGUUGUCCUUGAUAUGCGGAAGAUGUAACGCGACAGUAAUUUGCCCUUACAGCAACUUGGUUAUUAUGUCUCUAGGUCGAAGCCUUAGUUUCUCCCCAAUUUUUAUACUUUAUUCUUUUAUAUGUGGAUUUUCGUAUACCAUUGUGCAUUUGCUGUCUGGGGGUUAAGGGUUGUAUUAUCGGUGUAGAUGUUAAGUUAGUUAUAAGUCUAUAAUUUUGCGUUUUGAGUUGUUGACUGUUUCAGUCUUUUUUCCAUUUUUAUUUCGUUUGUCCGGCAGCAAAUUGUGCAGACCCGUUUGGCAUUUGGCUGGCAGAUACGGUACAAGUCAGUGUAAACGCAGCAUUGUGUUGCCACCUUUUAAAUGUUUUUCUUUAAUAUAAAUGCAUACAUGGUAUUUGCGUGAAAGGUUGAAAAGUCAGCAUGAUCGAAAAAGAACGCUUGAAAUGAGCUACGUAUAGCAUAAAAUGGUUUGAGUGGA